AUCGAUAACAAGUAUUUGGUGUGGCAAUUUUUGUGCAGAAUUGUGAAAGUAAAUAUAAAUAAAUAAUAAAUCCGAGGAAUAGCAGGAUGCACGAACAACCACUGAAGGAGGUAACCCAGCUAAUCCACGCCAUCAAAGUGGGAUUGGUGGAGGGAUCCUACAAUAUAACCAACAAGACGCUGGAUAUCUUCAAGUACAUAAUUAUGAGCAAGAGCUGGCAAAACGCCGAUGCUCUCAUGCAAAUAGUCCGCGCCCAGUGUAGAAUCCUGCAAUCAGCUCUGCCCCAGGAGACGGUGUCAUCAAACAUAGCCAGGCGGAUUCUGAAGCUCACCCGUGAGGAGUUUGACCUGCUGCAUGCGAAGGUCCAGCACAUUGCCGACGACUCGCAGGCCUCUCUGUCGCUACACAAACUGGUGACCCAGACCAGCGAGAGCAACGUGAGGAGUGACUACUCGGUGCCGCAACAGGGUCUGAGGGAAGCGCUGCUGGAUCACCUUCAGGAAGUGGAAACGGAGCUAGAGACCAGUUCGGAGAAUAUUUGCGUGCAGGCCGAGGAGCACAUCCAUUCGUCGGAGAUAAUCCUGACCUUGGGCCACUCGCGCAGCGUUGAAAACUUUUUGAAGCGAGCUAUUAAAAAGCGCCAGUCCCUUACCAUAAUCGUUGCUGAGUGUGCACCAGCAUGUCGGGGUCACAACCUGGCUGCCAGCUUGGCGAGUGAGAAGAACGUAGAGAUAAUUGUGAUCCCGGAUGCGGCCAUAUUUGCGAUGAUGUCACGUGUUAACAAAGUUAUAAUAGGGACGCACAGUGUCCUUGCUAACGGUGGACUGCGGGCCGCUUGUGGUGCGUACACGGUGGCGCUGGCCGCCAAGCACUAUUCUGUGCCGGUGAUCGUGCUGGCGCCCAUGUACAAGCUGUCGCCGCUGCACCUGUGCGAGCAGGAUGCCUUCAAUAUGGUGGGCUGUGCCGAAGAUGUCAUACCCUACGAUUCCAUUCCCGCUCGAGAGGCUAAGGUCUAUAGUCCCAUGUUCGACUAUGUGCCACCGGAGCUGAUUACUCUGUUUAUAUCCAACACCGGUGGCCACGCCCCCUCAUAUGUGUACCGGCUGCUCACGGAACUGUAUCAUCCUGAGGAUCUGGAGAUUUAAAAUAGUUAGCUUUUUCCAAAGUGCAAUGGAACCGUUUUUAACUUCAGUUUCAGCUAUGUUUUUUGAUAUUUUUAUUUAAAUGUUCGCUGCUACAAAUAAAAAUCAAGUCUUAUUGCUGAACUUAAAAAUCUCUUAAUUAAAAUUUAAAAUAGAAACAAAUAAUGUGUUGUCUUUUGUCAAAACUGUUAUACUUAGCUAUUCAGCUGUUUGUUUUAUUACUAUCGAUAGCCGAUAACCUGUCACAGAACACAAAACUUUUGUAUAAACAAAAUAAACUGAAUUGUCAUUCUC
This is a messenger RNA of Drosophila serrata, 1436 nucleotides long. RefSeq names its product eukaryotic translation initiation factor 2B subunit beta (gene eIF2Bbeta). Gene Ontology annotation, biological process: translational initiation. NCBI's taxonomy places the organism in Eukaryota, Metazoa, Arthropoda, Insecta, Diptera, Drosophilidae. The record is from RefSeq and is a predicted model, not a curated record. Gene Ontology annotation, cellular component: eukaryotic translation initiation factor 2B complex. Gene Ontology annotation, molecular function: guanyl-nucleotide exchange factor activity; translation initiation factor activity.